UUUGCGGUGUAAGAGUCACAGCUGACAGCUAAACUAACCUCACUUUGUGAAUAGUGUUAAAAUGUACAUAAGAAGUUAAAAUGCAGCAGCCACUUCUCCAUUUCGUCCCCAAACACCACCCACCCUCCAGGUCCGACGUGCAAACCUUCAAGAAUUUCAUCGACAUAACACAGAAACUAUUAGUGCUCACGGGUGCCGGAAUCUCUACCGAAUCCGGGAUCCCGGACUAUCGGUCGGAGGGUGUCGGUUUGUACGCCCGUUCGAAUCACAAACCCGUGCAGUACAAACAGUUCCUCGACUCCGAGGAGGUACGUCGUCGUUACUGGGCCCGAAAUUACGUCGGCUGGGAGCGCUUCUCGAAGGCCCAGCCGAAUUUUGCACACGACUGGUUGAAGGAGUGGGAGGUGGACCGUGGUCGGGUUGGUGCAGUUGUUACACAGAACGUGGAUGGUCUCCACGGUAAGGCGGGUAGUGCUAACGUUAUCGAGCUGCACGGUACUGCGUACAAGGUGAUUUGUCUGAGUUGUAACGAGAGCUACAGCAGGCACAGCGUGCAGCGGACGAUACAAGAGUUGAAUCCGGGGAUGCACGAAGCGACUACGAUGAUUCGACCCGAUGGUGACGUCGAGAUAUCACAAGAGAAGAUAGCGCAGUUUAAACCCCCCGAAUGUCCCCGAUGCAGCGGCGUACUCAAGCCAGACAUCGUAUUCUUCGGCGAUAACAUACCUAAAAGUCGAGUAUCGAGAGUCGAGGCAGCUGUAUGCGAAAGCGAUGGAGUUUUGGUUUUAGGUUCUAGUUUAUCUGUUUAUUCGGCCUAUCGUAUAAUACUGCAGGCCGUGGAUCUUAAGAAGAAAGUUGCGAUUGUUAACAUAGGGAGUACACGGGCCGAUCAUUGUGCUCACUUUAGAAUCUCUGCAAGAUGUGGAGACAUCUUAAGGCAAUUGCAGACUGUUCUUUGAUGUUAAAUGAAUUGUAGUUGCAUAAUUAGUUGUUUGUUGUAAUUUUUGUCGUUCAUUAUUCAAUAGUGAUGAAGUCGGAAAAAAACACCAAUAUCAAUCACACCAACUGAUUUUAUCUAGGGACUUUUGAAGCCCUCUAGUGGUUGUGGAAUAAAGCUUCCAGUUACACCAG
Messenger RNA from Photinus pyralis (common eastern firefly), 1131 nucleotides. It is a transcript of the gene Sirt4, whose product is annotated as NAD-dependent protein deacylase Sirt4. The coding region runs from base 81 to 959 and encodes 292 amino acids. Gene Ontology annotation, molecular function: NAD+ binding; NAD-dependent protein lysine deacetylase activity. Lineage: Eukaryota; Metazoa; Arthropoda; Insecta; Coleoptera; Lampyridae. The transcript is spliced from 3 exons. The record is from RefSeq and is a predicted model, not a curated record.